AUUAUUAACAUUCAAAGUUUUCUUCUUUUCUAUUUUUUUUGGUUAUUUUAGUGAAAGCAAUGGCAAAAGUUGUGGGUUUUCUCCAGGACGUGUUUUUAAAGAUUUUUUAACAAUGGGCUUAAAGAAGUCUUUAAAAGAGUUGGACAAACUGUGUUGGCUUUUCUUGGCCAAGUGGAAUUGUGAACUGAACUAAGCAUAAACCAAGAGCCAGUUAUUUUAGCCAGUAUGCCACACCCUCUUCUUUAAGUCUUUAAGUCUUUUUUUCUUUUUUGUUUCUCUUUUUUCUGUGUGUUUGGUUUAUAUAAUCCUUGAGCCCACCAAGAACGCAAAGACAAUCUUUUCAACAAUUUAAAGUACAAAACAAUCUGUAUCAAGAUCAAGAAAUGUACUUUCUCUUUAAACCCGUUAUGAGAACGCUCUCUCAAUUCUCCAUUUUGGUUCUUUUUCUUAUUUCUUGCACCACCUUCACUCAAACAGAGGCCUACGACGCACUUGACCCUACUGGAAAUAUCACAAUCAAAUGGGAUAUUAUUAACUGGACACCUGAUGGCUAUGUUGCUGUUGUUACAAUGUACAACUUCCAGCAAUAUCGUCACAUUCAAGCACCAGGUUGGACAUUAGGGUGGACAUGGGCAAAGAAGGAGGUAAUAUGGAACAUGGUGGGAGGUCAAACAACGGAGCAGGGAGACUGUUCAAAAUUCAAAGGAAACAUUCCACAUUGCUGUAAGAAAAAUCCAACUGUUGUGGAUUUAUUGCCUGGAACUCCUUACAACCAGCAGAUUGCAAAUUGUUGCAAAGGGGGUGUAAUCAGCUCCUGGGGACAAGAUCCCUCCAAAGCAGUAAGCGCAUUCCAGCUUAGUGUAGGUGCAGCUGGAACCACAAACAAAACAGUCAGGGUACCAAAAAACUUCACCUUGAAGGCACCAGGACCUGGUUAUACAUGUGGUCCAGCAAAAAUUGUUAGACCUAGUAGAUUUUUCACUACUGAUAAAAGGAGAGUCACACAAGCUUUGAUGACAUGGAAUGUUACAUGCACGUAUUCACAAUUCCUGGCACAGAAGACUCCUACUUGCUGUGUUUCACUCUCAUCUUUCUAUAAUAACACGAUUGUUCCCUGCCCAACAUGUGCCUGUGGCUGCCAAAGCAACAGUUCUCUGUCAGGAGGUUGUGUAGAUCCAGAUGCACCCCACUUGGCUUCAGUUGUUUCCGGAUCAGGGAAGAACAGCCCUGCACCUCUUGUCCAAUGCACACGUCAUAUGUGUCCAGUCAGAAUUCAUUGGCAUGUUAAACUUAACUACAGAGAGUACUGGCGGGUUAAGAUCACUAUUACAAAUUUCAAUUACAAUAUGAACUACUCGCAAUGGAACCUAGUUGUCCAACACCCAAAUUUUGACAAUCUGACUCAGAUUUUCAGUUUUAACUACAAAUCAUUGAAUCCUUAUGCAGCUAUAAAUGAUACAGCCAUGCUAUGGGGAGUUCAGUUUUACAAUGAUUUGCUGAUGCAAGCGGGCCCGUCUGGUAAUGUUCAGUCAGAGCUGCUUUUCCAAAAGGAUAAAACUACUUUUACCUUUGAGAAAGGUUGGGCUUUCCCUAGGAGGAUCUAUUUCAAUGGUGAUAACUGUGUCAUGCCACCUCCUGAUGCCUAUCCAUGGUUGCCAAAUGCUGGUUCACGCCAGUUUUCCCCACCUCUCGUACUAACUAUAACUUUGCUCUCUGCAUUGGCUUUCUUAAACUUUUUAGUGUUCCAACCUUAAUCAGCCUAUUCUAGUUUUCUGCUAUGGCAUAAACUCACAAGCUUGCUGCAAACUAAGAUAAUCUGCAACUAAGAUAAUCUGCAAAUUCUGACCAGCUCUUAACCCAGUAUUAAUUGGAAGCCGAUUGAAAAUUUAACUUGUUUGUACAAUGCCAUCCGCCAUUCCGGUUGAAGGUGUUCAACAUUUAGUUAUAUAAUGGCUUCUGUUUAACGUAUUUGUGGGUGAUUUUGUACCAUCUUGUUUCUUGUAGCUCCUGUCUCACAUGCUAUUACUGAACUUUCUCUUCCUUGUAAAUUUCCUCAACACAAUUAGAAUGUAACAAAAUUGAGUGUAAUAAAAAGAACUCAUCUCUCAGAGAAACUGGUGCUAA
Molecule: messenger RNA, 2124 nt
Organism: Ricinus communis (castor bean)
Lineage: Eukaryota; Viridiplantae; Streptophyta; Magnoliopsida; Malpighiales; Euphorbiaceae
Product: COBRA-like protein 2
Exons: 6
Coding region: 384-1754 (456 amino acids)
Biological process (GO): plant-type cell wall cellulose biosynthetic process; cellulose microfibril organization
Cellular component (GO): plasma membrane
Source: RefSeq, a predicted model, not a curated record